AAAACCUUAAGACCAAACUUUAUAAACAAAUAUGAGGCAAACCUUGUCUUCUUCCUUUGUCAUCCCUCUCUUUCUCUGCAUUUUCUUCUUCUUUGUUUCCAUUUCAACCUCCCAUGGCUUAACCGCCACCAAUGACAGUCUCAUACGCAAGACCUGCAAGAAAUGCGCUCAAAGCGACCCAAACCUCAGCUACAAUUUCUGCAUCACCUCUCUUCAAGCAGCUCCCCACAGCCACUGCGCCAACGACCUUCGCCAACUCGGCAAGAUUUCCAUCACCCUACUCGGCCGCAACGUAACCAACACAAGGUCUCACAUUAAGGAACUGUUGAAGAACCAAAAGAAGAUGGACCCUUUCGUCAGAUCAUGCUUGCACGAUUGCUUUGAUCUUUAUUCCGAUGCUAUCCCUACAACCAAACAGGCCCUCCAAGAUUACAAGGCCAAGCACUACGACGAUGCUAACAUUGAUGUGAGUUCGGUGAUGGAUGCUACUACAACUUGUGAAGAUGGGUUCAAAGAAAAAGAAGGCUUGGUUUCGCCAUUGACGAAGAGGAACAACGAUGCCUUCAUGUUGUCUGCUAUUUCGCUUUCCAUUAUUAACAUGAUUCGCUUGAAUGGUGAUUCAAUUUAAUUGUUUCUUUGUGUUUUUUCUAAUAUUCUUCAACAAAGUUUUUAGGGAAGCUUUCAUUGAAGCCAACUUUGAAGAUUGAAGAGUAACUAGUAAUUCAUAUUUGUCUUGAAGUUUACAAUUAAUAAUCUGGUAGUUAGUGUUCUUGAUGAUGUAGUUUUAAUGUUGAUCACAUUAAUCCAAAGAAUAAAGGACUUAUAUUUGUGCUUU
Messenger RNA from Gossypium raimondii (Peruvian cotton), 835 nucleotides. RefSeq names its product putative invertase inhibitor. The record is from RefSeq and is a predicted model, not a curated record. Bases 32 to 628 code for a protein of 198 amino acids. Gene Ontology annotation, molecular function: enzyme inhibitor activity. The transcript has a single exon. Lineage: Eukaryota; Viridiplantae; Streptophyta; Magnoliopsida; Malvales; Malvaceae.